This is a messenger RNA of Drepanopeziza brunnea f. sp. 'multigermtubi' MB_m1, 582 nucleotides long. RefSeq lists its product as uncharacterized. Gene Ontology annotation, molecular function: acyltransferase activity, transferring groups other than amino-acyl groups. The record is from RefSeq and is a predicted model, not a curated record. NCBI's taxonomy places the organism in Eukaryota, Fungi, Ascomycota, Leotiomycetes, Helotiales, Drepanopezizaceae.
AUGCUCGAUUCGCUCACCAUCUUGGCCAUGGCCGCUGAAGCCGUCCAGCGGUCGGAGAGCCUGGAGAUGGAUCGAGAAUUCAUCGUUCGCAGACCUCGAACCUCCGACGUUCCUCUUCUCGCAGACGUCGAACGCUCUGCAGCUCAGCUUUUUCGCAAUACCGAUUUCGAGGCGUACGCUGAUGGUGCCACCCUCGACCCGUACGUCCUCGCCAGUCUGGCAAACGCAGGCUAUCUCUGGGUCGCAGCAGACAGAUUCGACCAUCCCAUUGGAUUCCUGGGGGGCAACUAUCUGAAUGGCCAUUUCCACAUAAUCGAGCUCUCCGUGGCAAAAUCCUACCAGGGGCGUGGCAUCGGCAGCGCGUUAAUGUCCACUAUGGUGCAGCAGAUUCGACUCGAAGGCUACAGAUCCAUCACCUUGACGACAUUCAAAGACCUGCCAUGGAGCGGAUGGUACGCACGCAUGGGAUUCGCCGAGGUGAAGGCACAGGAGAUGGGGAGAGAUUAUGAGAGACUGGUCGAGCGCGAGGCACAGCAUGGGCUCGAUCCAAAACGGCGCUCGCUGAUGCGCAGAGUGUUCUGA